Messenger RNA from Episyrphus balteatus (marmalade hoverfly), 854 nucleotides. RefSeq lists its product as uncharacterized. Lineage: Eukaryota; Metazoa; Arthropoda; Insecta; Diptera; Syrphidae. The record is from RefSeq and is a predicted model, not a curated record. The coding region runs from base 272 to 790 and encodes 172 amino acids. The transcript has 3 exons.
AUUUUCAAAGUCGUUUUUAAACUCCAGCUUAUCUUAGACUGGGGUUUAUCCAAUGUUAUUUGAAUAGGAUAAACCCCAGUCCCUCUUAGUAACAGCUGAGAUAGCAUAUUAGUUCUUUCAUUAACCGUAUUACUUUUUUUUUGCAUUUUACUAUAACUCUUAUUUUAAAUUGUUUAUAGGCCCCAGCACCAGUACCCAAUUCAAGGAACUAUCGUCCAAAAUAGACGAAAUUUUGGAAAGACAGCGUUCCACUGAGGUGAAGGUGCAGGCCAUGCAAGGAAUGCUGGAGGCAUUCAUGGCGAAGUCCGAAGUUUCGGUCAAUUUGUUGGCGUCCAAAAUUGGAAAAGACAAUGCAGAGGAAGUGGAUGAGGAACUGCAACUUGAUGAAAUUUUCUCACUUACCUUUGUCCAACAAAUUGAGGAUUUGGAGGAAAAACUCCAUCAAAAUGGAUUGUUAAAAAAAAAAUUGGUCCGUAAGUUGAGCUCAUAUGGGGGGGUCAACGGAAUGAAAACGAUCCGCACUAUUUGCAAGUGCAUUUUUACAGAUCCACUACUGGCAGAACAUUCUUGGCUGGGGACUAAUGCCAAAAAAAGUUUCAGCCAAUACAAGUUCCUAAAUAAAACUAUAUUGGAAGCGGUCCGAUCAAGGUACCCCACUUAUAGUGAAGCCGAGGGUGCUUCAUUUUUUAAAGGCUUUUUGAAGCAAGCCCCAUUUCGAAUGGGAAAACCGUCCACAAAUACCAGUUCCAACACCAGCUCCUCUGCCUCUGACGGGCAAUCCACAACAUAAUUAAGUUAAGCUAUUUUUUAUUUUUAGUUUUAGUUUUAGUUUUACUUCAUUAAAUAAUGUUUCA